CCCUAUUUCCCGUGAAUCGAUCGGGAGAGCAAAGCUUGCCUCCUUUCCAACCGCAAGACGCUAGUCAAGUGGUUGGGACUUCUCACUUUAGGGCUCCUCGGCGUCAGCUAGGGUUUUCUGACCGGCAUGGCGGGGAUUGGGAUCUGCCGCUGGAAAUGCGAGGCCUGGCCGUGGAUUCAAGGCGCCCGCGAAGUCCAGGCUCCAGCAUUGCCUCCACAGAAGCGGCAAUUCAGACCCAGGAUCGAUGUCCGCAAGCUGCUAGCCGCAAGAGCUCCGGAGCAAAGCCUAGAGAGUGCUGCUAUUCGCGUGCCACAGGCGAACGCCAUCCAGAACCCCAGAGCGACACACAACGCGGCGGCAUUGGCAUAUUUGGGAGAUGCGGUCUACGAGCUCUAUGUCCGCAGGCAUUUCCUCACACCACCACAAUCCAUGGACAAAUACAAUGCUUGUGUCAUGGCAGUAGUUUGUUGUGAAGCUCAAGAUUCUUUGCUGCAAGAAGUCCUGAAGGGGAAAUUCUUGUCACAGGAGGAAAGGGACGUUGUGAGAUGGGGAAAGAAUGUUGUAACAGCACACAGCCGUGCUACAAAACGAGCCGGCUCGGCCGUUUACAGUGGAGCCUCUGCCUUGGAGACACUCAUAGGCUUCCUCUACCUGAGAGAUCCCAGCAGAUUGGACGAGCUCAUGACCAAGCUAGGAUUCAACAGAGACCCUGAAGAUCUCCCGCAAGGACAAAGUACGAUGGCGGCGACUGCAGUAAAUACUCGAGCAUGCAGCAUGUCAACGGAGGCCAAUGCAUGAAUUUGUCAAACGGUGGGUGCGUGUUGGGAAGAACAGGCAGUCCGGUGGAACCCAUCCCGUAAGACGUGCAGGCCGUAAUGAGAUCUCGCAUUCUUUUUU
Molecule: messenger RNA, 897 nt
Organism: Selaginella moellendorffii
Lineage: Eukaryota; Viridiplantae; Streptophyta; Lycopodiopsida; Selaginellales; Selaginellaceae
Product: mini-ribonuclease 3
Exons: 6
Coding region: 127-798 (223 amino acids)
Biological process (GO): RNA processing
Molecular function (GO): ribonuclease III activity
Source: RefSeq, a predicted model, not a curated record